UUUGCUCUUUAACUUUGUUCCCCGCAGUGUGCAGUGUACUGUCUACUGUGCUGUUGUUAUCUAAUAGCGGGGGGGAGACAUUAAAGGGUCAUGGCACUCAAUGUUGUGUUGGACGGUCCGGCCCCCUGGGGGUUUCGCCUGACGGGAGGAAAGGACUUCAACCAGCCCCUGUCCAUCUCCAGGAUCACUCCCGGCAGUAAGGCCGCCGUAGCCAACUUGUGUGCCGGUGACGUCGUCCUGGCCAUCGAGGGAGUCUCGGCCACCGACAUGCUGCACUGUGAAGCCCAGAACAAGAUAAAAGAGUCCACCCAUCGGCUCAGCCUCACUGUUGAAAGGAAUGAAGCAAGAAUGUGGUCACCACGUGUUGUGGAGGACGGUAAAGCUCACCCAUAUAAAAUGAACCUGGAAGCAGAACAGCAGGAAUUUAAACCUAUUGGCGCAGCUCACAACCGGAAAGCUCAGCCGUUUGUUGCGGCGGCGAACAUCGAUGACACGCAUCAGGUGGUCAGCUCAGCCUACAACACCCCUAUAGGCCUCUACUCCUCAGGCAACAUCCAGGACGCCAUGGAGGGCCAGAUCCGAGGCCUGGUUCUACCCAAGCCUUCGAGCCCUAGGACUUUGACCAGCAUCGAGGAUUCUGACGUAUACCAGAUGUUACAGAAAGACCAGGAGGAGCCCCAGGAGCCUCGGCAGUCUGGCUCCUUCAGAGCCCUGCAGGACUUUAUUGACAGCGAUGGUACUCGUCCCAUUGUGACCAGGACAGUUAAAGCCCCCUCAACCAAACCGACUACGCCCACAGGAAACCUGCAGAAACUGCCCGUCUGCGACAAGUGUGGGAAUGGGAUUGUCGGGACGGUGGUGAAAGCACGAGACAAAUAUCGUCACCCUGGUUGCUUUGUGUGCUCCGACUGUGACGUCAACCUCAAACAGAAGGGCUAUUUCUUUGUGGAGGGAGAGCUGUACUGUGAGACUCACGCUCGCUCUAGAAUGAGACCACCGGAGGGACACGACCUCAUCACAACUUUCCCUUCUGCAUAGAUUCACAAUAAACACUCAGAUACACAUACAAACAGACACUCAUGUGUCCUACAUUUGUCUCAUGUGUUUAUCUGUACUUGUUUAGCCUAUCUGAUGUUGUCUGUGUGCAAUAAUAUUUCGAUAAGAAUACACUUUACUCUUUGAAUGUGACAGUAUGAUGUUUUCUCUGUGUAGGAAUAUUUCACAGUUGAACAGCCUGGUUGUUUAAAGAGCCCAGCAGCAGUUACAGAGACUUUCAUCUUGCCAGUUUCUCACAAUUUAAAGGCUUUCCAAUAAAGACCUCUGCUCAUACUGACUCAUA
Molecule: messenger RNA, 1339 nt
Organism: Sebastes umbrosus (honeycomb rockfish)
Lineage: Eukaryota; Metazoa; Chordata; Actinopteri; Perciformes; Sebastidae
Product: PDZ and LIM domain protein 3-like
Exons: 7
Coding region: 91-1038 (315 amino acids)
Biological process (GO): muscle structure development; heart development; actin cytoskeleton organization
Cellular component (GO): adherens junction; Z disc; stress fiber
Molecular function (GO): actin binding; muscle alpha-actinin binding
Source: RefSeq, a predicted model, not a curated record